GGCUGGUCCAGCGCUGUGUCAUCGUCCAGCGGGAUCAGCACGGCUUCGGCUUCACCGUCAGCGGAGACCGCGUGGUGCUGGUGCAGUCCGUGCGGCCGGGCGGGGCCGCCAUGAGGGCCGGAGUGCACGAGGGUGACCGCAUCCUAAAGGUGAACGGGACGAUGGUGACCAACAGCUCCCACCUCGAGGUGGUGAAGUUGAUCAAAUCCGGUGCCUACGUGGCCCUGACCCUGUUGGGGUCCCCCCCCGGCCCCGUGGGGAUCUCGGGGAUCCCCCAGCAGGACCCGGAGCCGGGAUCGGGAUCGGGAUCGGGGUGUGCCCAACCCCUGCCCCAGCAGCAGCGAAUCACCGACCCCAAACCCCUCCAGGUGAGCCCCACAUUCCCAAAAUUCCCGAAUUUCCCACCCCAAACCCCUCCAGGUGAGCCCCACAUUCCCAAAAUUCCCGAAUUUCCCACCCCAAACCCCUCCAGGUGA
Malurus melanocephalus (red-backed fairy wren) is the source of this 476-nucleotide messenger RNA. Its product is annotated as rho guanine nucleotide exchange factor 11-like. The transcript has 5 exons. The annotation marks the transcript as partial. Gene Ontology annotation, molecular function: G protein-coupled receptor binding; guanyl-nucleotide exchange factor activity. Gene Ontology annotation, biological process: G protein-coupled receptor signaling pathway. Lineage: Eukaryota; Metazoa; Chordata; Aves; Passeriformes; Maluridae. The record is from RefSeq and is a predicted model, not a curated record. Gene Ontology annotation, cellular component: cytoplasm.